AUGACAUCAUCUUCAUCUUCUUCCUCAGCGUCUCGAUCGACCACCAAAGCUUCAGCAGCAGCAACCACAGCAUCGAAUCUCUCAUCUACCAAGCCAACCUCAGCAGCAGCAGCAAGCAGUCUGGCUUCAACUUCGUCAUCGUCAGCAGCAAAACCAUCAACAUCAGCAUCAUCUGGUGGCUCCAAAGAUAAGAAAGAUAAGAAGGAGAAGAAGAGGAAAUAUGUCAGGAUGGCAGCUGGAAAUGUUUGGGAGGAUGUCUCACUCAAUGAAUGGGAUCCAGAUGACUUCAGAUUAUUUUGUGGUGAUCUCGGGAAUGAGGUGACAGAUGACGUUUUGAAUCGGGUCUUCUCCAAAUAUCCUUCCUUUCAAAAAGCUCGAGUUAUAAGGGACAAACGAACGAACAAAACCAAAGGAUUUGGAUUUGCCAGUUUCAAAGAUCCAACAGACUUUAUGAAGGCGAUCAGAGAUCUCAAUGGCAAGUACGUUGGAAAUCGUCCAAUCAAAUUGAAGAAGAGCUGCUGGCAGGAUAGGCAAUAUGAGAACAUGAAGAAAAGAGAGAGAGAGAAGAAAAGGCUUGGAUUCAGAUAG
Helobdella robusta is the source of this 588-nucleotide messenger RNA. RefSeq lists its product as hypothetical. The transcript has 4 exons. Gene Ontology annotation, molecular function: mRNA binding. Lineage: Eukaryota; Metazoa; Annelida; Clitellata; Rhynchobdellida; Glossiphoniidae. The record is from RefSeq and is a predicted model, not a curated record. Bases 1 to 588 code for a protein of 195 amino acids.